GAUGAGCCCCACCGGAAGCGCCAAAAGGCCAUUCUUGCCGCCCACCCAGAAGUGCGCGAGCUCUAUGGCAACGAGCCCCUGACAGCUGUUAUCGGCGCGGCAGCUGCUCUGACACAGCUGCUUGCCGCAUAUGUGAUUGGCUGUGUGUGGAAGGAUUUGCACUGGGGAGUGGUGCUGGCUACCGCAUAUUUGCUUGGCGGAACAAUCUCCGCCCUGUUUGGAGUCAUUAUUCACGAGGCCGGCCACAACCUUGUGUUCAAGAACCCUUUUUACAACAGGCUGACCGGUUUAAUGGUUAAUAUGCCGAUGGUCGUGCCGAUAUCGCAGUCGUUCCGCAGAUACCACCUGGAGCAUCACCAAUUCCAAGGUGUUGAGGGUAUGGACCCAGAUCUUCCAAUGGACUCGGAGAUCAAGCUGAUUCACAACAGCCCCCUGCUGAAGACACUAUGGGUGUUUUGCUACAGCUUUAUGUACGUCGUCCGCGGAAUGGCGAUGAAGAAGAAGCCACAGCGUUGGGAGGUGAUCAACUUAGUCAUGAUCAUCGCUGUAGACAUUCUCAUCAUCAAGUACAUGUCUCUGCGCUCGCUGGCGUACUUGGGAGUGUCCGUGUUUUUCGGAUACGGAAUGCACCCGGGAGCUGCGCAUUUUAUCCAAGAGCACUAUAUUUUCCGCGAUGGCCAGGAGACAUACUCGUACUACGGAUCGGGCAACAUUUUCUAUCUGAACAUAGGCCUUCACAACGAGCACCACGAUUUCCCGCAAAUUCCCUGGACUCGGAUAUGGCAACUGCGCCGAAUUGCCACCGAGUUCUACGAUCCGCUGUACGCACACACCUCGUGGAUCUGGGUUACCUUCAACUUUAUUACCUCGCCUAUGCUUGGCCCACAGUCGCGCCUGACUCGC
Molecule: messenger RNA, 903 nt
Organism: Kickxella alabastrina
Lineage: Eukaryota; Fungi; Kickxellomycota; Kickxellomycetes; Kickxellales; Kickxellaceae
Product: fatty acid desaturase-domain-containing protein
Exons: 1
Biological process (GO): ceramide biosynthetic process
Molecular function (GO): sphingolipid delta-4 desaturase activity
Source: RefSeq, a predicted model, not a curated record